AUGUUGGAUGAUGCGGCAUACCAUCUUCCAGAUGCUGUCCAGGCCGAUAUUUUGGAGAAAUUGGACACAUCACUUUUAGGCAUCCCAUGGGCCAAAUUCAAUACCCCGGUGCUACGCUUUGAGGCGUUUGUAGAAGAUGGGAAUAAUGCAGAUGGCGAAAGUUGCAUUUUUGAGACCAACGACCGGCUUCACCAUAUUUUCUCGCAUCGGGUUUCAAUCCGUGCAACCACGUCAUCGCAAGCAUCUUCUCGCACUAAUGUGAAUUGCGAGCCACAUUCUCAAACAGAGGAAUACCCUCAUCCAAUGAUGGCCUCGAACAAUAGUGAAGCCCGCCACCCUUCAUCGGCGUCAAGACUAUCGCGUAAGCGUCGUCACGGCGGUUUACGCCCUCCCAUGGCCACAGCUGCAAUGGACGAAAGCAUGGAAGUCCCGCGUCAAAUGCAGAUAAGCGCCGGAAACUUCCCAAAGCGCGCCAAAUUGAAACCCGACGGUGUUUUCCUUCCCAGAGAGUCCUCUCUCAGUAAAUUCAUCAUUGGUGUAUGGGAGCAGAUACAUUCGGGCCUUAUCCUGGAACCACAUAUUCUCACCGAGCAGCUCCAGCUCACUACCGCCGCAUCGACCCAUACAAGUCCCAUGAAUGAAGCUGGGAUAUCAGCAGACCUUUCUAUAGCGAGCCUCUCAGAAGGCUCGUUCGAUAUAUUCACGCGAGGGAACAUGUUUUGCCAAAGAGUCACACAGGCCAGUAGAACCUGUCGCUCCAUCGAAGUUAUCGUUCAAGCUCGCUGGAUCGAACUUUUCGAUUCCUACGUACAACAUCUGACUACUGGAAGCUCUGGAAUCUCACCCACUAAAGCCCGAAUGAAAGCGUUGGCUGAAGCCUGCACUGACUUUGGCUGGAGCGAGAAAGAACUGCGGAAUAAAAUGGCGAUUUGGCGAGGCUACAAAGAGAUCAAGGAUGUGUUGGGUUGGGUGGCUCUGGUGUUUUCUGGCAUGGGCCUGUAUCGCCUUUGCAAAUACCGAAUCGACUUCGACAAGGACAAGUUCAGUCGAGCACGAGCGUUGAGAUGCCGGAUGGAAGUCGCCGCGGAUACUCUGCACCGUAAUUGGCGUCAACUCCUGGCUAUUGUUGGGAAGUCUACGGAGAGACGUUUCACUGGCCAUCCCCACGACUGGGUUGUCUGCCAAGAUGGAUCAGAUCCGGUUCCUCUGCGAUCAACGUAUUUGCAGUACGACCCGAAUUUUAGCUUUGAACAUGUCGACGAAUGUGUUAUCGAUACCACGUGGUGGGGAGCUGAGGAUCCUCGUUGGAUGCCACCGGCUUCUCGCUCAUUAGGCAUUGCAAACAAAAACACUUGUGUAUUGUGCGACCAAGUCCAGUCCGACGAUGCCGUACUCAACUCAUGCAAAUGCUUCGCCAGCCUAUUCAGCGGACCAAGACUAACACCCGCUGUGCAAAUCUUUAGAACUUCCAACGGUCGCAACAACGGCCUACAGGCCCUCGUUCCCUUCGAAAGAGGCGUCGCCAUUGGAGAAUUCACAGGGCUCGUGACAAGGGGCAUCAAAGACCAAGACGUGCUAGAUAGCAAGGUCGGUGACAGACGAUACCAGAUAUGGCAAGGGAGGCAGGGCAACUUUACAAGGUUUGUGAAUCAUAGCUGCAAGCCAAAUGCGCAGUUUGAGAAGUUUACGUGGCUGGGGACAGAACAUAUUCUGCUGGUGAGCAACGGUAUCGAGGCUGGUAUGGAGAUCACGGUUGACUACUCUGAAAGCUACUGGAAAGGGCUGGAUAAGAAUUGUCUUUGUGGUGAAGGUUGCUGUAGGUAUAAGAGAAGUGAUGGUGGGUGA
This is a messenger RNA of Fusarium proliferatum ET1, 1845 nucleotides long. RefSeq names its product related to SET domain-containing protein SNOG_11806. The record is from RefSeq and is a predicted model, not a curated record. Bases 1 to 1845 code for a protein of 614 amino acids. The transcript has 2 exons. Gene Ontology annotation, molecular function: protein binding. Lineage: Eukaryota; Fungi; Ascomycota; Sordariomycetes; Hypocreales; Nectriaceae.